ACACCGACACCACACAACGUGGCCGUCACCGACUUGUCUUUCAAUUGUUCAAAAGUUCGUUCGUUCACAUCCUCCCGGAGAGCUCAUCUGGCCGCAAUAUUUCUUCCAAAGAUUGAAAUUUACUGGAUCCAUAUAUUAAUUCUUGUUUUAUCUUUUGCUUCUCACCUAAUUUUACCCAGAAUUUGUGUAUACCUCUAAACCUCGCCCGUGCGCAAUCGCUUUCAUAGUCAUCGCUGUUUCUCACUUCGACCGCGAUGACUCAAUUUGGCGAUUUCCAAACACUUUGCUCCCAGGUCCCGUCAUACACCUGGUGUAAUCUCUUUUAUCGCCAGUUACAACACAAUGAUCCAUCCGUUUUGGCUGGUCUAUCUCAAAACACUGCCUCCGCCCCGGUUGGUGUUAAUCCAGAGUGUGGGAUACCAAAAGUAAAUACCGACGGCUCUCUGGGCAACAUCGCCAAUAUCAUUGCUUGCGGUCUCAGUUUCUUCGUUGUCUGUGCUUUGAUAUACUUCACUGGAAGGCGCAAAGCAGCAGUCGGCCGUGUAGAACUGCGGAUAUUCUUCAUCCUGUACCUCUUAACUCUUCCCUUCCAGUUAAUCACGACUGGCUCCUUCAUUACCCAGGGCUCAACUGCCUUGGUUGUGCUUACUGCCCUCCAGGCUGGUCUUGUUGCUACAUUAUUCUGGACGUUGCUGGCCAAUGCCAUUGUAGCAACGCAAAUCGUGGAAGAUGGCACCCUGAGCUCAAUAGUACCCCUCGGCAUAUUAUCUCUCGCAUUCUUCGCUGCUACAACUUAUAUAUCCUUGGACGUCGGAUUCACUAUCACACAUGCACUUGGAACAUCAAAUCCACCCCAAUCUAUCAACAGUAUACCACUUUUUGUCCUCACUAGUAUCUGGCCAGGAGUCGCUGCUUUAGUCUAUUUCGGAAUCAUGCUGUACAUUGUCCUCGGCAUUCUGAACGAAAUCCGACCGGUGUGGUACUAUGUCAUCGCAGCCAUUCUCUUCGUGCUUAGCCAGCUCGACUACUUCUUACUCAGCAAAAUUAUAUGUCGAGGCUCAUCAAUGAAAGUUGACGGCUCGUUCAUCGCCACAAUACUAGAGACUGCAUGCGUAGUCACUCUCUACUUUGCAUGGCGAGGAAUCACAGAAGAGGACUGGGAUAACGAUCUCUACUACCAAUCAUGAUAUACACGAGUGCACUAAUGUUGUUGUGUUUGUGAUUUUCCCUCUUUAUACACGCGAUACAUGUUACUCUUCAGUUUACACGCCUCUCCUUGCGUCCUGCCUAUGUAUGGUCACCUAUUUCUACGCGGAGUUAGCGCUGGGCUAGUCGUGAGGCGCUUUGGGGGCAAGUUCUGGUUAAAAGAGGCAUUCCAGUGCCUCGUUGGUGCUUGGACUUGUAUUUCAGUGGGGUGGAUACCCGAAUAUUGUUGUGCUGUAAUAUCACCAUGAUAUAUAACAUUGAUGAUAAGGC
Messenger RNA from Suillus subalutaceus, 1476 nucleotides. Its product is annotated as chitin synthase III catalytic subunit. The transcript is spliced from 8 exons. The record is from RefSeq and is a predicted model, not a curated record. NCBI's taxonomy places the organism in Eukaryota, Fungi, Basidiomycota, Agaricomycetes, Boletales, Suillaceae. Gene Ontology annotation, biological process: protein folding. Gene Ontology annotation, cellular component: endoplasmic reticulum membrane. Bases 255 to 1187 code for a protein of 310 amino acids.